UAUUUUAGUAUAAAAAAUAUACAGCUGGGCCUGGUGAAACCUUUUGCCUCCUCCACAUGAGGUCCCAAAAUCGAACCUAACCAGCAUCCAAAAAACAUCCCCACUUUUACAAAGCUUUCAAAAAAAAAAAAAGCUUUCAUAAAAACAAAGGAAAUUGUGAAGAAAAUAAAAAAUUGGGGUUUACUGGUUCAAUCGAUUUUUAGCGAUUUAACGGUUUUUUCUAUUUUUGAUCGGUUUAAUUGAAGUCUUCGGUUUUGGUAUACAAUCAAAUCGGUGUCAAGAUAGAAUCGCUAUUCAACCGGUCGAACCGACCUGUCUGAUUCGAUUUUAAAACACUAACUUUUUUGUAUGAUUUUUUUUUUUGAAAAUUUCACCACAACCAUCUUUUUUCACAUUCGUACUCCUAGCGAGAGAGUCCAACUUGAAAUUGAAAAAAAAGGCAAUUUAAAUGACUUAAGUUGUUCAUUUCUUUGUUGUAUUUCUGCUAAGUAGCGCACACUCUGCAUUAAUGUGUACAUAAAAUGACGCUUACAAAAUUUAAUCCACUGUUUUUUUUUUAAAAAAAAAAUACACAAAGAUCGGAAAUCCCCCUUCCCCCCCCCCCGGGGUCCCCCCAACAAAUACAUAAAAAAAAGAAAAUUACUUUGGAACCACGAAGCCAAAGCCUCAAAGUUCGGUAGUUUCUGCAUUCUUGCGGGGGUUUGAGGCUUGACAACCAUAAUGGAAGGCCAAUCUGCGAAAGAGCCACAAUCAGUCUUCGACUUCACUAUCAAGGAUGCUAAAGGAAAUGAUGUGGAUCUGAGCAUCUACAAGGGAAGGGUUCUACUAAUUGUCAAUGUUGCUUCAAAAUGUGGGAUGACCAAUUCAAACUACAUUGAGCUCAAUCAACUGUAUCAGAAAUACAAGGAGCUCGGGCUGGAGAUACUUGCAUUUCCAUGCAAUCAGUUUGGUGAAGAAGAACCAGGAAGUAAUGAUCAGAUCUUAGACUUUGUCUGUACCCGUUUCCAGUCAGAAUUCCCAAUCUUUGACAAAAUUGAAGUGAAUGGUGAAGGUGCUGCUCCACUUUAUAAGUUUCUGAAGAAAGGCCAGUGGGGGAUAUUAGGAGACGAUGUUCAGUGGAAUUUUGCAAAGUUCCUGGUGGAUAAGAAUGGGCAGGCUGUAGAUCGCUACUAUCCCACAACGUCCCCACUAACUAUCGAGCGAGAUAUAAAGAAGCUAUUCGGUGUCCUGUAGUUUCCACAAGAUACAAGGGUUUCUAAGGUCAGUCACUUUGCAACGACUGCUCCUGUAUUGCUUCUAACAUAUCACUGUAUCAUGCUAUGGUGCAGAAACUGUAAGGCCCUACAGACGGAUGAAUGUUGUAUUCCAUAGUGUGUAAAAAUUAUAGUUUAGCCAUCUAUUUAGCAUAGCUUAAAACUCAUUUCCAAAUCAAACCAAAUUGAACUUUUAUUCUCAUGUUUCAUUUUUCACUCGUGCGCAAGAGGUUCUGUAUGUAUCAUGGUGCAAUAAGUUGCAGAGGAGCUGGAGUUUAUAUGAUACACGAGUCUGAUGCCUUUAUUGUUAAACUUUACCUCUAGCUUGGCUUAGUGCAACCAUCAGCAGAAGACCAACAUGAGAUUUCAGGAAGGAUGGGGGCAUUUACGGUAAGUGUAAUCCAGUGUUGUUGAAAUGUUUCAUAGGAUGCAUAACAAAAGCAGGCUGCAAAGCUUAACUUGACCAGAGUCACCAGACAAGGCAACUCGGGAUAAAAUUGCUCAUGAUAUGAGCUGUAGUUGCUUGGAAGCUACCAGUUUUAUGUAACUCUUCUUCGGUCCCUUUAUAUUGCUUGCUUUCAGUCACUAAUCUUAUGCUAGAGCUUAAAAGUAUCAGUUGCCA
Messenger RNA from Coffea arabica (coffee), 1875 nucleotides. Its product is annotated as probable glutathione peroxidase 8. Gene Ontology annotation, biological process: response to oxidative stress. Gene Ontology annotation, molecular function: peroxidase activity. The record is from RefSeq and is a predicted model, not a curated record. NCBI's taxonomy places the organism in Eukaryota, Viridiplantae, Streptophyta, Magnoliopsida, Gentianales, Rubiaceae.